This is a messenger RNA of Bufo bufo (common toad), 951 nucleotides long. RefSeq names its product olfactory receptor 6N1-like. Gene Ontology annotation, cellular component: membrane. The transcript has a single exon. Lineage: Eukaryota; Metazoa; Chordata; Amphibia; Anura; Bufonidae. Gene Ontology annotation, biological process: G protein-coupled receptor signaling pathway. Gene Ontology annotation, molecular function: G protein-coupled receptor activity; olfactory receptor activity. The coding region runs from base 1 to 951 and encodes 316 amino acids. The record is from RefSeq and is a predicted model, not a curated record.
AUGGGAGGAGGAAUAAAUCAAACAUUUGUGACAGAAUUUAUUAUCUUGGGAUUCCCCAGCCUGAAGAAGCUGUACCUGUUUCUGUUUCUGCUUUUCCUACUUAUCUACUCAUUUACUGUAACGGGCAAUAUAAUAAUUUUUAUCACUGUGCUAACAAACUACAAACUGCAGAUCCCUAUGUUUUUUUUCCUUAACCAUCUGUCUGCUAUGGAAAUAUGGUACACGUCAGUCAUUGUACCUAAGAUGUUGUCCACGUUUGUGACAAACAAUAGGGCCAUAUCUUUCAAAAACUGUAUGAUUCAGUUGUAUCUAUUUAGCUCCCUUGGAGCUUCUGAGUGUUAUCUACUAACUGCAAUGGCCUAUGAUCGCUAUCUGGCUAUUUGUAAUCCUCUGCAUUAUUCUUCCAAAAUGACCAACACAACCUCACACCAUUUGGCCUCUGGGGCUUGGGUUGGUGGCUUCCUGUCUCCAAUCCUCCCAGUUGUAUUAAUAUCAAAGCUUGUUUUCUGUGGUCCUAAUCAAGUUAACUACUUCUACUGUGAUGCUCAACCUCUUCUCAAACUUUCUUGCAGCAGCACUCAGUUUACAGAGACAGCCAUCUCUGUAUUGGCUACUGGCCUUAUAUUUAGCUCCUUUGUCCUAACUGUACUCUCCUACAUGUUCAUUAUUUCCACCAUUUUACGGAUCCCUUCAGCCAUUGGAAGGAAAAAGGCCUUUUCUACAUGUGCUUCCCACCUGACUGUUGUUAUGAUAUAUUAUGGCACAAUAACAGCCAUGUACAUGCAACCUAUGUCUAGAUUCUCACUAGACAUCAACAAAGUGUUAUCUUUGCUGUAUACAGUGGUGACUUCUAUGUUGAAUCCCAUUAUCUACAGCUUGAGGAAUAAAGAGAUGAAGGACUCUGUGACAAAGUUUUUCAAAAGAAUAAAUAAAGGGAAGGACUUUGAAUAA